AUGAAGAAGAUUAGUGCGGUUGGUCAGAAUGGCCAUCGCGCGGCAGGCCCACAGCAGCAGGCCCACAGCAGCAGGCCCACAGCAGCAGGCCCACAGCAGCAGGCCCACAGCAGCAGGCCCACAGCAGCAGGCCCACAGCAGCAGGCCCACAGCAGCAGGCCCACAGCAGCAGGCCCACAGCAGCAGGCCCACAGCAGCAGGCCCACAGCAGCAGGCCCACAGCAGCAGGCCCACAGCAGCAGGCCCACAGCAGCAGGCCCACAGCAGCAGGCCCACAGCAGCAGGCCCACAGUGGCAGGCCCACAGCAGCAGGCCCACAGCAGCAGGCCCACAGCAGCAGGCCCACAGCAGCAGGCCCACAGCAGCAGGCCCACAGCAGCAGGCCCACAGCAGCAGGCCCACAGUGGCAGGCCCACAGCAGCAGGCCCACAGCAGCAGGCCCACAGCAGCAGGCCCACAGCAGCAGGCCCACAGCAGCAGGCCCACAGCAGCAGGCCCACAGCAGCAGGCCCACAGCAGCAGGCCCACAGCAGCAGGCCCACAGCAGCAGGCCCACAGCAGCAGGCCCACAGCAGCAGGCCCACAGCAGCAGGCCCACAGCAGCAGGCGCACAGCAGCAGGCGCACAGCAGCAGGCGCACAGCAGCAGGCGCACAGCGGUAGGCCCACAGUGGCAGGCCCACAGCGACAAUUAUAA
Messenger RNA from Bolinopsis microptera, 696 nucleotides. Its product is annotated as proline-rich protein 2-like. The record is from RefSeq and is a predicted model, not a curated record. The coding region runs from base 1 to 696 and encodes 231 amino acids. Lineage: Eukaryota; Metazoa; Ctenophora; Tentaculata; Lobata; Bolinopsidae. The transcript has a single exon.